Catharus ustulatus (Swainson's thrush) is the source of this 2367-nucleotide messenger RNA. Its product is annotated as disintegrin and metalloproteinase domain-containing protein 20-like. Gene Ontology annotation, molecular function: metalloendopeptidase activity. The coding region runs from base 1 to 2238 and encodes 745 amino acids. The transcript has 2 exons. Lineage: Eukaryota; Metazoa; Chordata; Aves; Passeriformes; Turdidae. Gene Ontology annotation, cellular component: sperm head plasma membrane; external side of plasma membrane; plasma membrane. The record is from RefSeq and is a predicted model, not a curated record. Gene Ontology annotation, biological process: proteolysis; male gonad development.
AUGGGGGCGCUGCCGGGGCUCCUGCCGCUGCUGCUGCUGGUGGGCGUGGCGGGGGCCCGGGGGGCCCGGCCCGCGGAGCCGCGCGCCGCCUGGGUGACGGUGCCGCGGCAGCUGAGCCCCCGGGCCGGCGACGACGCCCCGGCCCUUUCCUACUGGCUGAACGUGGCGGGGCGGCCGCGGGUGCUGCGCCUGCAGUCCAGGAGGGGCCUGGUCUCCCGUCCUUUCACCCUGGUCACCUACGGCCGGGACGGGACCCGCCAGGAGGAACACCCCUUCGUGCGGGACAACUGCUUCUACCAGGGCCACGUGCUGGGGAGCCCCGGUUCCCUGGUGGCCCUCAGUACCUGCGGCACGGGCCUCCACGGCAUGCUCUGGGUGGAGGAUGAUACCUACCAGAUCGAGCCCGUCCCCAAUGAUCCGGCUUUUCGGCACAUACUCCACCGCAUGGAAGAGGCAAACAGCCCCGAGGGACAGGGCUGCGGACUGACGCCGGAGGUGCUGCAGCAGCAAAAGGCUGUGCUGCCCUGGUUCAAGGCUCCCAAGGCAGAGGAAGAGAACGAAAAGCUGAAGGACUGGUGGACACACAUCAGAUAUGUGAAGAUAGUAGUGGUCGUGGACCAUGUACGGUUUGUGAGGUCAGGCAGGAACAAAUCCGAAGUCUUGAAGGACGUCAUGCAUGUCAUCAAUGUUGGAGAUGUUAUGUACAAGCAGCUUUCUCUCCGGCUGUUUCUUAUAGGACUGGAGAUCUGGACUGAAAGUAACUUUAUAAAUAUUACUAACUCUCUUCCCAGUGUACUUACUCAGUUUAACGAUUGGAGAAAGGCAAACCUGCUGGGUCGGCUGCACCACGAUGUUGCUCACUUAUUUGCGUUACAGUGGUUUGGAGGCUCCCUGGGAUUGGCAUAUAUAGGGACAGUGUGUGAUAGCCACUGGGCAGCUGCUGUUAUUUCCUUCACUGAGACAAAGUUGUCUGGAGUUUUUGUCACGUUUGUCCAUGAGCUGGGUCAUAAUCUUGGGAUGCUCCAUGAUAAACCGGGUUGUUAUUGCAAACGCAAGACAUGCAUUAUGUAUGAAAACAAUGCCGACACAGAUGCGUUCAGUGACUGCAGUUACAAAGAGUACUUUCAGCUGGUUGUAAAUGGCGCUCCGUGCCUUCGUAAACCCCCAGAACCUGGCACUUUCUACACUGGGAAACGGGAAUACUGUGGGAAUAAGGUAGUAGAAAGUGGAGAGCAAUGUGACUGUGGUUCACCAGCAAACUGCAGAAGGGAUCCUUGUUGCCACGCAAACUGUACAUUUACUGCAGGUUCAGUCUGUGCAUUUGGAAAAUGCUGCAAGAACUGUCAGUUCCUUCAAGCAGGAACACUCUGCAGAGCAAGUACUGGCAGCUGUGACCUGCCAGAGUAUUGCAAUGGGCUUUCCCCUCACUGCCCACUGGAUGUAUACAAACAAGAUGGAACCCCUUGCAAAGAUGGUGUUUAUUGCUAUAAAGGAAAAUGCUCUUCCCACAGUGAACAGUGCCAGAAUCUCUUUGGCAAACAAGCCAGGGUUGCUUCUUUAGAUUGCUUCAAAGCAGUGAAUACUCAAGGUGACCGGUUUGGGAAUUGUGGUAUUCUUAACAAUGUCUAUUUUACAAAAUGCAGUACUAAGAAUGUCUUAUGUGGUAGGAUUCAGUGUGAAAACAUAGUCAAAAUGCCUUUCUUGCAGAACCAUGUAACGCUAGUCCAAACUCCUGUUCAAGAUAAAAAAUGCUGGGGUCUCGACUAUCACGUGGGGAUGCCAAGAGCAGAUGUGGGAGCUGUGGAAGAUGGCACACCAUGUGGUAGUGAUAUGCUUUGCAUCAACAGGACGUGUAGGAGUGUAUUAGUGCUGAACUAUGACUGCAAUAUGACGAAGUGUCAUGGCAGAGGAGUGUGUAACAAUCGUAAGAACUGUCACUGUGAGUAUGGCUGGGCUCCUCCAUAUUGUAAAUUGGAAGGAUUUGGAGGUAGCAUUGACAGUGGACCCCCUCCAGCCAGGAAGAUGUCUCAGAGAGCAAAAGUAAGACUAAUACUAUUUAGCUUUUUUUUUAUGUGUAUCAUUGGAGUAGCUCUUUCCAUCCGUUAUAGGCGGAAAAUAGAGGGAUGGCUUACGAACAAAAAGGCCCGAUUUCAUAGAAUAUUUGAGUUGUUUCAAAGACGGAAAAAACCAGAUGUUCCUAAACGAAACUCACCUGCUGUUUGCUGUGAGGACAGUUAAAAGAGCUGGGAACAGGUCACACAUCUCCCUUCCUCUCUCCUACGCCUACCCCAGACAACUGUGGCCUACUCCUUAACCUUCCUAAGGAAACCAGCUCCAGCCUGGGGAGCAGGGCAGGGCCAGGCCCUG